Marasmius oreades (fairy-ring Marasmius) is the source of this 2793-nucleotide messenger RNA. RefSeq lists its product as uncharacterized. The transcript has 10 exons. Gene Ontology annotation, cellular component: phagophore assembly site; cytoplasm. Gene Ontology annotation, biological process: C-terminal protein lipidation; cellular response to nitrogen starvation; autophagy of mitochondrion. Bases 236 to 2482 code for a protein of 748 amino acids. Gene Ontology annotation, molecular function: Atg12 activating enzyme activity; Atg8 activating enzyme activity. Lineage: Eukaryota; Fungi; Basidiomycota; Agaricomycetes; Agaricales; Marasmiaceae. The record is from RefSeq and is a predicted model, not a curated record.
GUACCAUCAAGACGCGCGCUGUACGCUGUACGUGUUCAAGGUGCCAGACGCGUCGAAACUCAGGCUGCCAGCUGGGACCGCACACCAAGACCGAGGUCACCCUCUUUUAGUCGCACCUCAAGUACUCACCGUCAGCCCAUCGAUUACGAUCAAAUAAAUAAUAAACCUGAUCAAGUCAAAUUAUCAAAACUUCCCCAACUUUUUUUUUUCUCUUUCACUUACCCCCCCUCCAACCAUGACAACCCCUCCUCCCGGAACCCCAACCAUCGUCCAAUUCACACCUCUCCCCUCCCAAACCCAUCCAUCCUUCUGGCACAAAUUGACCGAACUGAAAUUGGAUGUACUUAAACUGAGCGACGCGGAGGUGGAAAUUGGGGGCAGGUAUGGUGUUGGAAGGGUUUUUCGAGAUCGAGAGGCCGCUGGUGAGAAGUGGGUCGGUGUUGGUGGGAGUUUGGGUGUUGACGAGGGUAGUUUUGGGGGUCAGACUACUACUACUACUACUACUAGUGUACCAGUCGGAACGGCCGUUGCGAGAGGAAUCGUAAAGAACUUUAACACGAUCGAAGAGUUUAAAGCUGCGGAUAAGAGCAAGAUUUUUAACCAAGUUGCAGAUAAGAUAUGGUCGUCAAUCCACACCACGAAAUCCACCACCCUCCUCAACACCUUCCUCGUUAUCACCUACGCCGAUCUCAAGAAAUACAAAUACUUUUACUGGUUCGCGUUCCCUGCUUUUGUCAGUAAACCAGCGUGGUACAUCGAUGGUGCUCUAGGUUGGGUUGGCGCUGCUGCUGCUGCUGCUGCUGCUACUACUACUGGUGGUGGUGGUGGUGGUGGCCCAGGCUACUCACACGACCAGCUCAAAUCCAUUCUAGACCAACUCCACAAAUCAGCUCACUCGGGCUCGAAACCUCUACCCUAUUUCCUCGUCAGAUCCUCGGGAACCACCACCGUGGAUGUCGUACCCGUAGAAGAAUACGACCCGUCAAAAGACAGAUACACGGAUACACUAGAUUCAACAGGGACAGGGACAGGGACGGGGACAGCGAUAGGGUUCAUCGAUCCUUCAGCAGGAGAACAAAACCCCGGAUGGCCAUUACGCAAUUUGUUAGCCUACAUAAGAGCAUUGUACCCUGGGGAUAGCACGAAGAGGUUGAAGGUGGUUUGUUGGAGAGAUUCGUAUGUUCCUCGUGGUGAGGAUGGGUGGAAGAGUCGGGUUGGGGUUAUUACUCUAGGUGAUGGUGAUGGAACGGGGGUAGGGGAUGGUAAGAGGCCCGAUGCGGUAGGUUGGGAGAAGAACGUGCAGGGGAAACUUUCGCCGAGAGUGGCUGAUUUGGCACCUAUGAUGGAUCCUACGAGAUUAGCAAAUCAAGCUGUGGAUCUGAAUCUGAAAUUGAUGAGAUGGCGAAUUAUACCGAGUUUAGACCUUGAGAAGAUCGCUGGUACGAAAUGCCUCUUGCUCGGUGCUGGUACGCUUGGUUGUUAUGUUGCGCGUUGUUUGAUGGGAUGGGGAGUACGAACGAUAACACUCGUCGAUUCAGCACGAGUUUCCUUUUCUAAUCCGGUCCGACAACCCUUGUUUCAGUUUUCGGAUUGUUUGAAUGGGGGAGAGCCGAAAGCGGAGUGUGCUGCUGCUCGGUUGAAGGAGGUUUGGCCUGGGUUGAACGCGACGGGUGUAUCGCUAUCUAUACCCAUGCCAGGUCAUCCCAUCCCUGAAUCGCCGCCAUCUAUAAUGGAACAAACAAGGAAAGACGUGGAAAGAUUGGAAAGGCUUAUUGAAGAGCACGAUGUGGUUUAUCUGCUUAUGGAUUCGAGGGAGAGUCGGUGGUUGCCUAGUGUUAUUUGUAGAGCGAAGGGCAAGCUUGUUAUGAAUGCGGCAUUGGGAUUUGACACUUUCCUCGUUAUGAGACAUGGUGCGCGACCAGCGAAGGGGGAAGAAGGAGGAGUGGAUGAGGAUCUGAAGGGAGCGAGGAGGCAUUUGGGGUGUUAUUAUUGUAAUGAUAUUGUUGCUCCUGCUGAUUCGUUAACAGAUCGAACGCUGGAUCAGAUGUGUACAGUUACUCGACCGGGGUUGGCAUCGAUUGCUGCGUCUACGGCUGUUGAACUUAUGAUGAGUGUGAUUCAACAUCCUGAUGGAUUCCGAGCGGCUGCACCCCCACCUCAAUCCAACCCGAAUGAUUACCCUCAUCCAAGUGAAGGCGGGGAAGGGGAGGGGAGUAGUGUAUUGGGACUCGUACCGCAUCAGCUUCGAGGGUAUCUUGCGCAGUUUAGGAAUCUCCAUGUUGUGGGAGCUGUUUAUGAUAGGUGUACGGGGUGUAGUGAAACGGUGAUAGAAGCAUAUGAGAAAGAAGGAUUUAGUAUGAUGUUGAGAGCGUUUAACGAUCCGAAGUAUUUGGAGAGGUUGACGGGGUUGGAUAAGUUGUAUGAUGAGGGAGAGAAGGCGUUUGAAGGUGUGGAUUGGGAUGAGGGGGAGGAUGAGUUUUGAAUUUUUACGGAUGCGGACACUCAAUAUGUGUAACAUCAGCAUUUUGGCACUUUGAUUGCCGCGGGUUUUCUUGGGUUGUGCAACCCAAGAAAACCCGGAACAACCGACAACCACGCCAUCAGCAACCCCAGUCCGUUUAUUCACAAUCGAUUGAUGGACCUGUCUGACCACCCAAAUCUCUACCAUUAAACUUUACCACUCACCAUAAGACCAUUCUAAAUUAUAGUAAUUCUUUUCAUUCAUCCUUUUGGCAGAUUUUAAACUCAUGUAUAAAUAAAAUUAUUGAUUAAUGUACAAUUUAUAUAUGUGGA